Messenger RNA from Drosophila ananassae, 4820 nucleotides. It is a transcript of the gene DIP-delta, whose product is annotated as lachesin. The transcript is spliced from 12 exons. Gene Ontology annotation, cellular component: neuron projection. The coding region runs from base 569 to 2011 and encodes 480 amino acids. Lineage: Eukaryota; Metazoa; Arthropoda; Insecta; Diptera; Drosophilidae. The record is from RefSeq and is a predicted model, not a curated record.
UGGAAUCAGUUUAACUCGAACCUGCUCCGGAAGUGGAAGACAGUACCGCGAGUUCCUUGACCAAAAAACCUAGUACUUGAAACCAAAGUCCCAUCAAUAAUUAAUAAAUACAACGAUAGAUCAAGAAAUAAUAACGUUUAAUAAUCCCUAAAACUAAAUAAUAACUCUGCAAAGGUGUUUAAUAAUUGAAAAAUUCCAAGUGAGUGGCAAUAACUGGCACAACAAUAACAGAAACAAUAGCCAAAUGCAAUUCGACGCGUCAAGUGAAUUAAGCGAUUUUUAAAGCUUUACGCUAAAUGAAAUUUGAAUUGCAAAAGUGUUCACUUGUGUGUGCAAAUUAAAUUACGCAAAUCAAAUAAAUGCUUUAACCAAACCGGAGGAAAACGAAAUAAAUAAACAAACAGAAAAAGUCAAGCAGGAAUCCAAAAGCCGAAAAUGUUGCCGAAAAAAAUCAAGCUACAAUUUGUGUAAACAAUUCAACGAAUACAUUUUCCCACAUUGCCACAGAUAAAUAGAGAUACAACACUUAACCAAACAAGCACAAAAUAAAACAUAAACAAUAAUAAAAAUGUUUAUUUUAACGGUAAUUAAAUUGCUGUUGAUAGCGUUGAAUAUAUUUCCCAGUCGGUUUACGAAUCGACGGAUUAUGUUCCUCAUCUACAUGACGAAUUUGGUGACACAUGUUAUGAUGGAUGAGCCACGAUUCGCACAGCCGAUACCGAACGUCACUGUCGCCGUGGGUCGGGAUGCCAAUCUUCCCUGCGUGGUGGAGCAUCUGGGAGGCUACAAGGUCGCCUGGAUUCACAUUGACAGGCAAAUGAUUUUGACAAUCCACCGGCAUGUGAUAUCGAGGAUUCCGCGCUACAGCAUCACCUACACGGACAAUACGUGGCUGCUGCACGUGAAUCAGGCUCAUCAGGAUGAUCGCGGCUACUACAUGUGCCAGGUUAACACCAAUCCCAUGAUUAGCCAGGUGGGCUACCUACAGGUGGUGGUGCCGCCGAACAUUUUGGACAUCGAGAGCACACCUUCAUCAGUGGCGGUGCGAGAAAAUCAAAAUAUCAACAUGACAUGCCGGGCCGAUGGUUUUCCGGCUCCGAAAAUUAUUUGGCGGCGUGAGGAUGGCGAGGAAAUUGCUGUCGAAAAGAAGAAAAAAGUUCUGGUGUACGACGGUGACGUCCUGCCACUGACCAAAGUGAGUCGCAACGAAAUGGGCGCCUAUCUAUGCAUCGCCACCAACGGAGUACCGCCCUCAGUGUCGAAAAGGAUCAUUUUGGACGUGGAGUUUUCGCCAAUGAUUUGGGUGCCGAAUCAACUUGUUGGCGCCCCAUCCGGCACAGAUGUAACCAUCGAUUGCCACACGGAGGCACAUCCCAAGGCCAUCAUCUAUUGGGUGUAUAACUCGGUGAUGGUAUUGCCGAGCAAGAAAUACAAAACCGACUACACGGAGAACUCCUAUCGUGCCCACAUGAAGCUGACGAUAAGAAACCUACAAUAUGGUGACUUUGGCAACUAUCGAUGCAUCUCGAAGAACUCGCUGGGGGAAACGGAAGGCUCCAUACGUGUUUACGAAAUACCUUUGCCAUCCACGCCAUCCAAGCAGGUCACCCACACCACCGUAGAAUCCAGGGAGAACAAUAUUAUACCCUCAUCACGCAACGACACAACGAAAUCCAUGCAAACGGAUGUGGGAUAUGCCAUAAGAAACGAUUUAUAUCCUGGCUCGGCCUCCUCGUCCUCUGCCGGUCCUGGUGGCAGCUCCUCGGCGGCCUCCUCGUCCUCGACCUCGAUGCAGACAUCAGCCCUGCCGGGCGGCGGCGGUGCUCCCGGCAACAGUCUCUCCUCCUUGGGGGGCAGUUCCAAGGGCUCCCUGGCGAUAGGCAAGAGCAUGUUCUAUACGGAACGACCACCGAAUGAGUACGCCUCGUCAGUGGCUGACUUGGUGCCUCAGAGGGCUCUGCUCAGCUGCUCGCUGCUGUUGGGGUCUGGAGUCUUUAUGGUCCUGCUUUGAAAUCAAUAAAUCGUCUUUGAGUUACUCAAUAAGCAUUUUGAAAAUGCAGCCAAAGGGGGUCUAGAAAGGGGCGGGAUAGUUUAGGUACAUCAACAUAUUUCAUAGCUGAAAGUAUAUCAAAAACCCAAUAAUACGACUAAACCAAAACGAAAAGAACAAGGAUGCUUCAAACAUGGCUAGCGCCAAGGCUACAAGAAUUUGUAAAAUUAUCGAAACGAAAAGCAAAAGGGAGAAGUAUUUUGCAAAACUAUAAAAUGCUCAUCGUAUGUAUAAUACUUUUGAAAUUGUAAGCUUAAGAUGAAUUAUUCACCCGGAAAGUGAAUGGAAAAAUAUUACUUGUACAAUACAUAGACUAUGUUACAAAUAAGAUUUAAUAUUAUUUAAAAACUUUAAGUGUGAGUUAUGUGUCUCAUUAAGUUAUUUUUCCACCAACAUAUCAAAACAUCCGAUAUCAUAUCUUAUAAACUAUAAAGUUGAAUGGAAACAUAUCCCAAAUGUGAUUGAGUUUUACCGAUUAUCAGAAGUGGUUUUAAAACAUCAAGACACCUUUUCACUAUUUAAGAGCUUCAAUAUACCGACCGUCAAAAUCAAGAGGAUUUAAUUCUCGUUGCAGGACAGCCCCUUUUCGCACUCAAACGAACAGAAGCAAAAAAUCCAAUUUAUUUAAUGAAAGAAAAAGUCGAUGGGAUGUCGACGCCUCCCGAUUCCGCCCAUCAAUGCAUUGCCGCCAUGUGGCGAUGGCUUCAAAUUUUGUAGCCAUGCGGGGCAUUUAAACGCCUUAAAAGUGUCAUUCGUUUUUUGCAGUCACCCCGCUGCUGCUGGCGGAGUUCUUGCCAUGGUUAAAAUUUGCAAUAAUAAUUUGCAUCGGCUUGAUUCCGUUUCCUGGGUGCUGGUUUCCAGUAUUUCGGCCUCGUCAUCACCGGCUUUUGUGCACUUCCAUCAUUUUUUAAUAAAUGUGCAUGCUAAUUAUAUUAUUACUUAUACGACCCGUGGUCCCAUGUGAACUCGCUUUCGCUCGGCAUUGGCCAUCUCGUUCGUGUCGGCCGGACGGGCUUCAUCUGUGCAAAAUACUUGCAAUUAAUUUCAGCAUAAAAUUGCGUGGCCUGCGGUCUCCUGGCCCCGCACAAUGACACACAGUUAACAUGUCCAAUUUAUUGGCCAUAACUCAUGACCCGCCCAAGGAACGGGAGGGCGGAAGAGAGACAGACACUGCGACAGCACCAUCGACGGGGCAAGGAAAAAUGACAUUAAGGCCAGAAGAUAUAUGGCACAUUUGCAUAUAGGUUCAUGUAUAUGUAUAAACCGAACAGCCGCGGGUUUCGGUUGGGGGGUUUGGAGGUUGGAGGUUAAAGGCCUGCCAAUUUACUGUAUUUAUACCUCACGGUGUUGCAAGCGGGAUGGAAGCAGCAUGCCACGUCGCUUCGUCGCCCUUGCACGAUUUUAAUAAUUCAACUUGUGUUGCAUAAAGUUUGCAUUGACAUAAACAUAAUGAACGAUGGAAAACCGCAUGCAAAAUUGCCUUUCUCCGGCCGGUUGACAGAGGCUUUUCCCCCUUUUCCAUACGAUCUUUUUUGGUUUUAUUAACAAUUUUACUGCCGACGAGAAGAAACGAAAAAAUCGGAUCCGGAGAGUUGAAAGUAUUGACAGUCUGCAUUCGAGGGCCUGGGAUGUGUUGACAUUGCAACAAUAACAAAAUUAAUGUAUUUUAUUUAAUUCCCUUCCCCGCCUAUCCAACAAUGCAGCUAAUUAAGCAUUUUGAAUGCAGGGCAGCGAAAAAGUCGAAGGAUAUCUUGGGGGAAAAUCUGCAGAAAAACUGCCACUUUUGGGGGUCGUAAAUUUAUUUAAAAUUCUGCCCCAAAUAUUUAUGCAUUAUUUAUUUUAAUGGCUUGACCCAAAAACGCUUCCAUAAAUAACACGAAAAUAUUUCAAAAACUUUAACCGCAGUUUUUCGUUUAAUUAGUGAAUGGCGCCAAUUAAAAUUGCAACUAUUUGGUUUUUUUUUGUGUAAAUAAGCCCUCUUUGGGGUGUUAAUGACUAGCUGUAAAUAAAUGUUGACCCUUUUAGUUGUGUGUAAAUAUGGUGAAGCAUAAUUGACGCAUCAAACACUCAGAAUUUCGCAUAGAUUUACAACUCAAUCAGCCCGAAAAUAAUUCAAACUACAUUAGCCAUAAAACUUUAAAAAUAUAACUCGGAAUGGAAUGUUAAAUUCGCAUAAAUAGGACAUAAAUCAUUCAUGUAACUUGGCAAAUAUCACAAUAAUUAUAAAUACAUACACGAGUAUAUUAAAAAUUAAAAUAACUAUAUGCCUAUACGAAGUAAUUGUAUUGUUUGUUGCCUGUAUUUGAGGGAUUAGCUCAACAUCAAGUGAAUAAUAUUCAAUGUUUGAAGCUUUUUUGCAAAUAAAGAUAAUAUUGACGGAUGUGUUUUCCUAUAAAAAAAGUUUCCAUUGUGUAAAAUAAAUAUAAAUGGUAAUUAAAUUAGAUGAAACAAAAAAAUAUGAAUAUGGUAAGCUGAAGUGGUGUAUUUAGUUGAUUGAAUUAUAGGGGAAUAAUCAUUCUUCUUUUCAAUGUAUUAAACAUAAAUCCUUUUGUUGUUUUGAACGCAAAACUAUUGUAAAAUAAAAAUCUCAAAGAAACGAAAUUUAAGCUAAAAUAACAAAUCUACGUUUAAGAUUGAUAAAUUUAAAUCGUAAGCAGUUAUACAAUUAUGCGAUAAUAAUUAUAUAAUAAAACUUUAGGUUGAUUGAUACCAAAAACCAAAACAAAAAGAAACGCAACCCGAACAAAACAAACAAAGUAAAUGAACAUAA